AUGAUGGUUGCGCCUGCCACGACCUCGCUGGACAAGAUCCGUGCUCAAUUAGUCGCCCUGCGAAACGAGAAUAGACUCAUUGCAGAGGAAGCAAAACAAGCAGCCGAGCAGCGGCAGUGGGAGAAACUGGUGAAAGAGCAAAAGGAGCAAGACUUGCUUCGUGUAGGAAUCAGCCUGACGCACGAGAAAACGCGAGACGACUCUCUCACAAAGCUCAUCCAGAGGGAGUAUUCACGCCUAAACAAGCCAAAUGAUGCCUUUCGCGUCGGCAAAGAAGUCGUUGACGGGGUUGCGCAGCGGUCCUUUCUGCUGCACGAGAGACGAUUCAAGGACGCCGAUGACGUGCUUCGAAAGAACGGAAAUGUUACUGAUACUCGCCGCUAUAUGGCGCUAGCUUUUUCGUCAUUGCCCGAGCAAAGGGCUCAUUUAGUGGAGGUUCUGAAGCGCAUGCAGGCACAAUGGGCAGCGGAGUGCGAGAAGCUUACCAAAGCAUCUGACCCCAUACAAAGCUCUUCUAACAAUAUCAACGCUACAGUUGAGGCCAGCUCAAAUGCGGUAUCGCAACUGGCAUGGUUGACGGUGCUCGAGGGGCUACCAGAUGAGGACAUUCGUGCACUCUGGGAAGCCGACAUACUCGAUGCAGAGACGCUGUUGUCUUUGCUCUCUGAGCCUUCGUCAGAUACACCUUCGCCGACAGAGAGCAGUGUUGUGCCGGAGCGCACUCGAAGCGACGGGGACCAAGGCACUUCCGACGAGGAUGCACCUGCUGAUCUGCUUUUCGAUGAGAAGAUCAAGUAUGUGCAGCAGCUACACUAUCUGCAAGAGAUCACAAAUACUAUUCGGGAGACGGAGCUGGGUGAUGUGCCGCCGAUUGACCUGGCACCGACGAUUGUGAAGGCGAAACGGCGUCAAUUCGAUAACGUCACAGAAGACGAGCUCCGUCAGCUCGAGCAGUACGAAGAGUCCGCAGUCAUGCACCUUCCUCUGAAAGAGCCGUUUCCCUCUACAGGCGAAUCACAGGCGGUGAAGGCUGAACCGUGCAAUGUCUGUGUUCCCGCUGCAAUGCUCGAGCGUGCCCUUUUCCCCUCCAAUUGCUUUUUGAAUGCAGUGGCGCAGAAGGACGCCGCGCUGCGGCGCUCUUUGGAGCGGAUGGAGCGAAUCAAGCGAGAGACGCUGCUCGAUCCGGAGUUUCAAGAGGCGGUGCGUUUUGCGCACGCCGUGGAGGAAGCAUCUGUGGCGCCCCAUCUUCGUGGAUGGGGCAGAAGCGACGGUGACGACGGUGAUGACAGCGGUGAGGAAAACGGCGCGCCACUUCGGGCCACUCGCCGCACAGUAUCGAAGCGCGAGAAGCGGGCGGCUCGCAGCCACCAGCUGCGAGGCCCCAUGGCGCGCUCACCGUACUCGCCAGAAGUAAUACCGUAUUUUUAUAAUGAUAUGCGCAGCAUAGUUCCACCGCGUGGGGCAUUUAACCUGCCGGACCCAGCGCCGACGAAGGCCGAGCGUGCCGCACUACGUGGCCGUCGGCGCCGUGCGCGAAAAGGAGCGCGCUACAGCAAAUGA
Messenger RNA from Leishmania mexicana MHOM/GT/2001/U1103, 1560 nucleotides. RefSeq lists its product as hypothetical. Lineage: Eukaryota; Euglenozoa; Kinetoplastea; Trypanosomatida; Trypanosomatidae. The coding region runs from base 1 to 1560 and encodes 519 amino acids. The transcript has a single exon. The record is from RefSeq and is a predicted model, not a curated record.